Molecule: messenger RNA, 1406 nt
Organism: Nomia melanderi (Alkali bee)
Lineage: Eukaryota; Metazoa; Arthropoda; Insecta; Hymenoptera; Halictidae
Gene: Mdh2
Product: malate dehydrogenase 2
Biological process (GO): tricarboxylic acid cycle; malate metabolic process
Cellular component (GO): cytoplasm; mitochondrion
Molecular function (GO): L-malate dehydrogenase (NAD+) activity
Source: RefSeq, a predicted model, not a curated record
CGGUACAUUCGUAUCUGAUUGGUUAGGGGGAAACGGAACGAACGUGGAAUAUUAUUGAGGUCACCAGGGUGUCUUUGAAAGGUUAUCGAACGUCGUCUUCUCGAACUUGAAAUCCGUCACUUUUGUGCCAGAAGUACCGCUGCGAACAUGUUGCCACGAUUCCUGAAGCCCACGUUGUCCGUCGCUCAGCAGGGAGCAAAGGGGCUCUCGACGAGUGCUAGACGCGAUGCCAAGGUCGCCGUUAUGGGUGCCAGCGGUGGAAUCGGCCAGCCGCUAUCGUUGCUCUUGAAACAGUCGCCCCUCGUUACUGAAUUAUCUUUAUAUGAUAUCGUGAACACGCCAGGUGUCGCCGCUGAUCUCUCACACAUGGACACAAAUUCAAAAGUGAAGGCUUUCACCGGUCCUGAUGAAUUGAAGGAUUCGGUUAAGGGGGCUCAAGUAGUCAUUAUACCUGCUGGUGUACCACGUAAACCGGGAAUGACUAGAGAUGAUCUGUUCAAUACAAAUGCAUCUAUAGUAAGGGAUCUUGUCCAGGCUGUGGCUAGUACAUCCCCAAAGGCGCUUAUUGCCAUUAUUUCUAAUCCAGUUAAUAGCACAGUGCCCAUUGCUGCCGAGGUACUGCAGAAGGCUGGUGUCUUUGAUCCUAAGAGGCUAUUCGGUGUAACUACGUUGGAUGUUGUCAGGGCAAAUACAUUUAUUGCUGAAGCUAAAAACCUUGACCCACAGAAGACGUCUGUUCCCGUAAUCGGAGGACACAGCGGCAUCACUAUUAUUCCACUGAUUUCGCAGUGCAAACCAUCAGUUUCUUUCCCAGAUGAUCAGUUGAAAGCUCUUACCUUGAGAAUUCAGGAAGCGGGUACAGAGGUUGUCAAAGCAAAGGCUGGUACAGGCUCCGCUACAUUGUCAAUGGCAUACGCGGGUGCCCGAUUCGGUCUGUCGUUGAUUAAAGCACUCAACGGAGAAUCGAAUAUCGUUGAAUGCGCUUACGUUAAAUCCGACGUUACAGCGUCCCCAUACUUCUCGACGCCUGUUCUGUUGGGCAAAUCGGGAGUUGAGAAGAACCUUGGCCUUGGUACUCUCAGCAGCUAUGAAAAGCAGCUGUUGGAUGACGCUAUUCCGGAACUCAAGAAAAACAUUCAGAAGGGAGUGGAUUUCGUGAACAAGAAGUGAAUACUGAAAAUCAACAGACAAGAUAGCAUGGUUAAUCAUAAGCAAGAAGGAAUCAAUGAAUAUCAGUAUUCGUUGCAACAGUUCUCAUGUGGUACACGAACGGAGGCCCGAAGGGCCUGAAUCUCUUCGCCUUAUCAGUCAGUAGAUGAACCUGUCUCAUAAUCUGUAUAAUAAGUAAAGAAACGUACAAAAUUCGGGAGACGAGCCAAACAGUUUUAUUACUCAACAAGCAAUAC